This is a messenger RNA of Sparassis crispa, 237 nucleotides long. RefSeq names its product NADH-ubiquinone oxidoreductase 12 kDa subunit, mitochondrial. The coding region runs from base 1 to 237 and encodes 78 amino acids. Lineage: Eukaryota; Fungi; Basidiomycota; Agaricomycetes; Polyporales; Sparassidaceae. The transcript has 3 exons. The record is from RefSeq and is a predicted model, not a curated record.
AUGCCAGUUGACGAGGCUAGGGCCGCUGAACUCAAAGCUCGCCUGAAAGAGCAGGACGAGAUCAUCCGCGAGUCCUGGGUCCGCGCAAUGGAGGCCAAAAUUGUGCGUGACAACAUCACCAAGUGCUACCGCAUCGAGGGCGUGAACCAUGGCGAGAAGUGCAAGGAGCUGGUGGACAGGUAUGCUGUGAUGCUGAAGGAGAACAGGGUUCAAGGCUACAAACACAUUGAUGUAUAG